GUUGAUGUUUCUUACACUCCAGCGGGUUUGGAGAAGAUUUCGCCUGAUACCAAUAUAGAACUGCUGUAGUCCUUGUAGCCUGCAAAAUCUCACCUUUCCUCGUUACUUUCACUAAGAGAAGUUUUUGCUACACGUAUUCAAAGGAGAUUCUGCUGGAGGGUGUUUCACUCUUAUGCAAGAGGACAUCCAGAAGUGUACACAGUCCAUCGUAUUUCAACUUUCCCAAUCCACAAUGUCUGCAUCAACAAAUGGAAAGGGCUCACAGAAAGUCCGUUUCUUUGACUGGUUGGUUGAUCAGAUUGACAGUGGAGCAUAUAAAGGUUUAUUCUGGCUGGACAAGAAUCGCACAACCUUUUGUAUCCCUUGGAAGCAUGGUUCGAGAAAGGAUCUUGUGGUUGAUGAUUACAGGAUUUUGCAGGCAUGGGCUGCUGUUAGUGGAAAGUAUGAAGAAGGUUCAUCAAACCGAUCCAAAUGGAAAACCAACUUCCGCAAUGCCUUGAAGAGUACAAGGAGAUUUGAGGUCAUUGAUACCGUGCAAGAUCCCAAUCCUCAUCGUGUGUACAGAAUUAUCCCUCCCGACAUGGCACCAGAAGCAAUCCCCCCUGUUAAUACAACUGCAUGUGAACAAGACCAUUGUCAGGCAGUCCCUCAUGCUGAGCAAAAUAGCUGCCUGUCACUAGCAAAUGGGGUGCUGAACCAACCUGUGGAAAACAGCUACUAUGAACCCACAUCCCUAUCAAAUGUGAAUUCCCAGUCAUCGGCCACAGUUCUAUUGCAGUACAUUCAACAGAAUGCCAUUCCUGGUCAAGAUCAAUUUAAUCAUGUUGGGGAAACUUCAUACAAUAACAAUUGCUUCAUCCAAAACGCUUUUGUGAAUGAGGAUCCUAAGGGAAAUGGCAUGAUGAACAACGCAGUUGGGAAUGACUAUCAAAUGCCUGCAAACCAGCAAGCCAUAAUAGAGCAGAACCUGCUUGUGCCUCCUGCUGUCCUUUACCCAGAACAGCCUCUUCAAAGAAUUGCUCCACUGCAGAACCACAAAGGAGCUGUCAUCUCUCAUCUGGAUGUCUCCAUCUAUUACCGUGGGAGGCUACUGCAUGAAACAGAAGUGACAGUGAACAGCUGUAUGUUUACCUACAACAAGCAUCACAACUGUGACCUUGCUUUUGGCAACCCCCAGACAGUACAGUUCCCAAACCCAGAGGUACUUCCUGAUCAGAAACAAGUGAAGCAUACAUUGACCUUGCUACAGAAAGCAGGCUUACUGCUAUAUGAAAAGAACUAUAAGAUCUGUGCAAAACGACUGGAUAAAUGUAAAGUCUACUGGGCAUUCUCUAAACAGCUGGACAACAUAGGUCACAAUUCACAAUUCAGAUGUUUACUACGGGAUACAGAAACUGAGAUCUUUGACUACAUGCAGUUUUUGCAAGAACUAAAGGAUUUCCAUGAAAACCGAAGAUCGACUUCUCCUGACUACACUAUCUAUCUGUGCUUUGGGCAGUGCUUCUCUGCUGCCAGACCCAAGGAAAACAAACUAAUCUUGGUGAAGUUGGUGCCAAAGUACUGCAAAGAGUACCAUGAAUAUGUGCUGAGGGAAGGAGCCUCGUCUUUGAGCAGUGACAUGAGUCUACAGAUUUCCAACAGCCUGAUGGAUCUGCUAGAUCAAUAUCUGAUGGAUAUGUAAGGGAAGCACCUUGGAUGCUUUGUUCUUGGUUGGCAACUUAACUUUUAUGAUUUGAGGAGAGAACAGAGAGUACUUGGCUAGCCUACGCUAGCCCUGCAUUAAGUGUUCUCACUAAUGUUGCUCUAAUCUAGCUUGUGCCAGUUGCUCAGAGGUUAAAAGUGCAUGCACUGCGGGGAUGCAGUUGAAAAGAGCAUUUGCUGUGUUGAGUUCCUUUCUCUCUCCCCCCCCCCAAAAAGAUAAUAUACAGAAACUCCCUGUUAAGUAUCAUCUCUCUAAGCUUCUCCAUCCCUGCUUUCAGGAUGCAGUAAACUCUUAGGGAAUAUCAUAUUACAGGGAAGCAUGUAUAUAUGAGAGCAUUUGAGAAGCAUAACGUAGAUUCUAACCUGAGAGCCUGAUGUUUGGGGUACUAUUGAGACUAUCUCAAUAAGUGAUGGAGUUUUUUACAUCCACCCCACACUGAAUAAGUCUUACCAGAUUAAGUAAGAAAUGCUUGUGGCAUGGCACUGCAGGAGAAGAGUAUGGAUGCUUAGAUCUGCAGCUCUCUCCGAAACUGACCGAUUAAAAGCCACUAAAAUAGCAAUUUUUAUCCACAACUGGGAAAGAAAAGAGAACACUUUGAAAAACAUACAUGCCCAGUAAGCUCUUAUUUCACUCAAUCUUUCAAAGGAGGAGGUGGAAGGAAGGAGCCGUGACAAAACCAAAAUGGUGGUCAGUGCUAUGGAGAUUCUGGAGCAGAUAGCUGCUUUAACUAAAAUGGAUUUAAAUAAAUGAAACAAAACUUGCUAAUGAAAAAUAAAGACCUUAUUAGAACUGA
Messenger RNA from Heteronotia binoei (common prickly gecko), 2495 nucleotides. It is a transcript of the gene IRF7, whose product is annotated as interferon regulatory factor 7. Lineage: Eukaryota; Metazoa; Chordata; Lepidosauria; Squamata; Gekkonidae. The record is from RefSeq and is a predicted model, not a curated record. The transcript is spliced from 10 exons. Gene Ontology annotation, molecular function: RNA polymerase II cis-regulatory region sequence-specific DNA binding; DNA-binding transcription factor activity, RNA polymerase II-specific; protein binding. Bases 173 to 1681 code for a protein of 502 amino acids. Gene Ontology annotation, biological process: regulation of transcription by RNA polymerase II; immune system process. Gene Ontology annotation, cellular component: nucleus.